Molecule: messenger RNA, 441 nt
Organism: Chionomys nivalis (European snow vole)
Lineage: Eukaryota; Metazoa; Chordata; Mammalia; Rodentia; Cricetidae
Product: peptidyl-prolyl cis-trans isomerase A-like
Exons: 1
Coding region: 1-420 (139 amino acids)
Biological process (GO): protein peptidyl-prolyl isomerization; protein folding
Molecular function (GO): peptidyl-prolyl cis-trans isomerase activity
Source: RefSeq, a predicted model, not a curated record
AUGGUCAACCCCACCGUGUUCUUCGACAUCGCGGCCGAUGGUGAGCCCUUGGGCCGCGUCUCCUUCGAGCUGUUUGCAGACAAAGUUCCAAAGACAGCAGAAAACUUUUGUGCUCUGAGCACUGGAGAGAAAGGAUUUGGAUAUAAGGGUUCUUCCUUUCACAGGAUUAUUCCAGGAUUCAUGUGCCAGGGUGGUGACUUCACACGCCAUAAUGGCACUGGCGGCAGAUCCAUCUACGGAGAAAAAUUUGAGGAUGAGAACUUCAUCCUGAAGCAUACAGGUCCUGGCAUCUUGUCCAUGGCAAAUGCUGGACCAAACACAAACGGUUCCCAGCUUUUUAUCUGCACCACCAAGACUGAGUGGCUGGAUGGCAAACAUGUGGUCUUUGGGAAGGUGAAAGAAGGCAUGAACAUUGUGUAAGCCAUGGAGCGUUUUGGGUCC